This is a messenger RNA of Letharia columbiana, 645 nucleotides long. RefSeq lists its product as uncharacterized. The record is from RefSeq and is a predicted model, not a curated record. The transcript is spliced from 4 exons. Lineage: Eukaryota; Fungi; Ascomycota; Lecanoromycetes; Lecanorales; Parmeliaceae. Bases 1 to 645 code for a protein of 214 amino acids.
AUGUCAUCGUUUAUUUUUUUGCUGUUGUGGACGGUUGUUCAAUGCCCGUGCGCUGCGACUGCUCCCUCACCAUCGUACACUAUUUUCCAAGACCAGAGUUCACCACCGUCUCCGACUCUGAAUGCCCGAAAUUCCCCAAUCUGCGUAAGGGUCGCCCAAAAUCCGGAUUGGGCUGGUGCGAUCGAUGCGAAGCAUUGUGCUGACGCAAUUGGACGGCUCUGGGAUCGAAUGUUGCCGUAUGGCUAUACUCAAUGGACAUUCUGGGCAACAAAAUUCAUCUCAGAUGCUCCACCCGGCCCGUCAUGGGAAGUCCCCCAAGGAUCAGAGUACGGGAAUUGUGUCGUUGUUUUCAGAAUGGCAAAGGACUUGGGGGAUGACGUCCUGCCCUAUGGUGGAGGUUUUGAGCCGACGAGCCAAGCUCCAGCAUCGCUCGAUGCCAACUGGCCCGACCUAAUGGAGCAGCUACUGCAGCUGUAUUCAUUCUGUGUGCAACGGAGGAAGUCGCCAGCUUGGACGCAAGUUUCAGAUGCUGGAGUCCUUCUUAUGCUGCCUAAAGACAGUGUAAUGAAGCAGCGGUGGUCGCAUCGUUCGUUGAAUCUGGGUAACGCGAGUGCAAUUAUCUCUAAUGUCACCCUCACCUCGUAA